Messenger RNA from Camelina sativa (false flax), 1127 nucleotides. RefSeq names its product LIM domain-containing protein PLIM2b. The record is from RefSeq and is a predicted model, not a curated record. Lineage: Eukaryota; Viridiplantae; Streptophyta; Magnoliopsida; Brassicales; Brassicaceae.
ACAUGGGUUGCACCACCUCAAGAAAGUUGGCUUAAAGUAACAUCCCUUAAUGGGUUGAAAUUGUCAGAAACCAGAACCCUUCUUUUGCUCAACUCCAAUCACGUUGCCACCCAAUUUUAUCUCGUUGGUUUUGCAAAAGUAAUAAAGAGACAGAGAAAAACAAAAAGGAAAACUUGCUCCGUUACAGCCUCACAAUUGUAACAAGGUUUCGUAUAAAAGAGGACAGAAAUUUCGCAGGUUCCUCCUUUGUCUGAGGAUCUUGGAGAAGGAAACAACAACAAAAAAAAAUCAAAAAACAAAAAAAAAACAAAAAGAUGUCUUUCACAGGAACUCUCGACAAAUGCAAUGCUUGCGAUAAGACAGUGUAUGUGGUGGACAUGUUGUCCAUUGAAGGGAUGCCUUACCACAAGUCUUGCUUCAGGUGCACCCAUUGCAAAGGAACCCUUGUGAUGAGCAACUAUUCCUCCAUGGACGGAGUCUUGUACUGCAAGACCCAUUUUGAGCAACUGUUCAAGGAGUCUGGCAAUUUCAGCAAAAACUUUCAACCAGGAAAAACUGAGAAGCCUGAGCUGACUAGGACUCCCAGCAAGAUAUCAUCCAUCUUCUGUGGAACACAAGACAAGUGUGCCGCUUGCGAAAAAACUGUUUACCCUCUUGAAAAGGUACAAAUGGAAGGAGAAUGCUUCCAUAAGACAUGUUUCCGGUGCGCUCACGGUGGCUGUACGCUCACUCAUUCCUCUUACGCCUCCCUAGACAGCGUUCUGUACUGCCGGCAUCACUUUAACCAACUCUUUAUGGAGAAAGGAAACUACGCCCACGUGCUCCAAGCGGCGAACCACCGUCGCACAGCCUCAGGCAACACUCUUCCUCCAGAGGCUACGGAAGAUAUCGCAGUGGAGACCAAGGAAGAAAACGGCGAUUCACAGUCUUGAAUAUAUAUAUAUAUAUAUAUAUAUCUUGUUGAGUGAGUGUUGCUUGCGUGAUUUGAUUUUUAUUUGUAAUGAGUUGUUUCCAUAAUCAAGAGUCAAGACAUGAUUUUUUCUUCUUCUUCGUUUGAUUCGUUGGUUAUUAUUGAUCACAUUAUAUAUGUUACGGUCGAGAAAAGCAACAAAUAUGAUUUUUUGACA